Hyaena hyaena (striped hyena) is the source of this 5099-nucleotide messenger RNA. It is a transcript of the gene PIK3CD, whose product is annotated as phosphatidylinositol-4,5-bisphosphate 3-kinase catalytic subunit delta. Lineage: Eukaryota; Metazoa; Chordata; Mammalia; Carnivora; Hyaenidae. Gene Ontology annotation, biological process: cell migration; phosphatidylinositol 3-kinase/protein kinase B signal transduction; phosphatidylinositol-3-phosphate biosynthetic process. The coding region runs from base 296 to 3430 and encodes 1044 amino acids. Gene Ontology annotation, molecular function: 1-phosphatidylinositol-3-kinase activity; 1-phosphatidylinositol-4-phosphate 3-kinase activity. The transcript is spliced from 25 exons. The record is from RefSeq and is a predicted model, not a curated record. Gene Ontology annotation, cellular component: cytoplasm; plasma membrane; phosphatidylinositol 3-kinase complex.
GGCUCACUCGCGCCCAGCGCCCUGGCUCCCAGCGGCCGCCGGGCCGAGCCGCCCAGCGCCUGCCAGCCGCGCCGGGACCGACAGAUAAGGAGCUGAAGGUCAGGCAGGGGCGGAAUGGUGCUCAAUGAUUCCAAAGCAUCUUUGAUCUGCCAGACUGAGGGGCUGCUGGCCUUUCUUGGACCAUUCCAGAGAGGCCUGCAAUUUCAGAGAAAUGAGCGGAUGCUUCAGGAGUCCCGAGCUCGGCACGAGCCACCGGCCAGCAGGACAACCGGUGCCUUUGAAGUGAAAAAGCAGGAUGCCCCCGGGGGUUGACUGCCCCAUGGAAUUCUGGACCAAAGAGGAGAAUCAGAGUGUGGCGGUUGACUUCCUGCUGCCCACGGGGGUGUAUCUGAACUUCCCUGUGUCCCGGAAUGCCAACCUCAGCACCAUCAAGAAGGUGUUGUGGCACCGCGCCCAGUAUGAGCCGCUCUUCCACAUGCUCAGCGACCCUGAGGCCUACGUGUUCACCUGCGUCAACCAGACCGCCGAGCAGCAGGAGCUGGAGGACGAGCAGCGGCGGCUGUGUGACAUCCAGCCCUUCCUGCCGGUGCUGCGCCUGGUGGCCCGAGAGGGCGACAGGGUCAAGAAGCUUGUCAACUCACAGAUCAGCCUCCUCAUCGGCAAAGGCCUUCACGAGUUCGACUCCUUGCGGGACCCCGAGGUGAACGACUUUCGCACCAAGAUGCGCCAGUUCUGCGAGGAGGCGGCCGCCCGCCGGCAGCAGCUGGGCUGGGAGGCUUGGCUGCAGUACAGCUUCCCCCUGCAGCUGGAGCCCUCGGCCCGGAGCUGGGGGGCCGGCACCCUGCGGUUCCCCAACCGGGCCCUCCUGGUCAACGUCAAGUUUGAGGGCAGCGAGGAGAGCUUCACCUUCCAGGUGUCCAGCAAGGACGUGCCCCUGGCGCUGAUGGCCUGUGCCCUCCGGAAGAAGGCCACGGUGUUCCGGCAGCCGCUGCUCGAGCGGCCCGAGGACUACACGCUGCAGGUGAACGGGAAGCACGAGUACCUGUACGGCAGCUACCCCCUCUGCCAGUUCCAGUACAUCUGCAGCUGCCUGCACAGCGGGCUGACCCCCCACCUGACCAUGGUGCACUCUUCUUCCAUCAUCGCCAUGCGGGAGGAACAGAGCAACCCUGCCCCCCAAGUCCAAAAGCCACGCACCAAACCGCCCCCCAUUCCCAUGAAGAAGCCUUAUUCCUUGUCCCUGUGGUCCCUGGAGCAGCCUUUCUGCGUGGAGCUGAUCCAGGGCAGCAAAGUGAAUGCCGACGAGCGGAUGAAGCUGGUGGUGCAGGCUGGGCUUUUCCAUGGCAACGAGACGCUGUGCAAGACGGUGUCCAGCUCGGAGGUGAGCGUGUGCUCAGAGCCCGUGUGGAAGCAGCGGCUGGAGUUUGACAUCAACGUCUGCGACCUGCCUCGCAUGGCUCGUCUCUGCUUCGCACUUUACGCCGUGAUAGAGAAGGCCAAGAAGGCUCGCUCCACUAAGAAGAAGUCCAAGAAGGCGGACUGCCCCAUCGCCUGGGCCAACCUCAUGCUGUUUGACUACAAGGACCAGCUCAAGACCGGUGAAUGCUGCCUGUACAUGUGGCCAUCCGCGCCAGACGAGAAGGGGGAGCUGCUGAACCCCGCGGGAACAGUGCGGAGUAACCCCAACACGGAGAGCGCUGCUGCCCUAGUCAUCUGCCUCCCUGAGGUGUCCCCCUACCCUGUAUACUACCCAGCCCUGGACAAGAUUCUGGACCUGGGGAGGCACGGGGAGCACGGGCGCUUCAGCGAGGAGGAGCAGCUGCAGCUGCGGGAGAUCCUGGAGCGGCGGGGGUCCGGGGAGCUGUAUGAGCACGAGAAGGACCUGGUGUGGAAGAUGCGGCACGAAGUCCAGGAGCGCUUCCCCGAGGCGCUGGCCCGCCUGCUGCUCGUCACCAAGUGGAACAAGCACGAGGAUGUGGCCCAGAUGCUCUACCUGCUGUGCUCCUGGCCGGACCUGCCCGUCCUGAGCGCCCUGGAGCUGCUGGACUUCAGCUUCCCCGACCGCCACGUGGGCUCCUUCGCCAUCAAGUCUCUGCGGAAACUGACGGACGACGAGCUUUUCCAGUACCUGCUGCAGCUGGUGCAGGUCCUCAAGUACGAGUCCUACCUGGACUGCGAGCUGACCAAGUUCUUGCUGGACCGGGCCCUGUCCAACCGCAAGAUCGGCCACUUCCUUUUCUGGCACCUCCGCUCGGAGAUGCACGUGCCGUCCGUGGCCCUGCGCUUCGGCCUCAUCAUGGAAGCCUAUUGCAGGGGCAGCACCCACCACAUGAAGGUGCUGAUGAAGCAGGGGGAGGCGCUGAGCAAACUGAAGGCCCUGAACGACUUUGUCAAGGUGAGCUCCCAGAAGACCACCAAGCCCCAGACCAAGGAGCUGAUGCACCUGUGCAUGCGCCAAGAGACCUACCUGGAGGCCCUCUCCAACCUGCAGUCCCCGCUGGACCCCAGCACCCUGCUGGCUGAAGUCUGCGUGGAGCAGUGCACCUUCAUGGACUCCAAGAUGAAGCCCCUGUGGCUCAUGUACAGCAACGAGGAGGCGGGCGGUGACAGCAGCGUGGGCAUCAUCUUUAAGAACGGCGACGACCUCCGCCAGGACAUGCUGACUCUGCAGAUGAUUCAGCUCAUGGAUGUUCUGUGGAAGCAGGAGGGACUGGACCUGAGGAUGACCCCCUAUGGCUGCCUCUCCACCGGGGACCGCACAGGCCUCAUCGAGGUGGUACUUCACUCAGACACCAUCGCCAACAUCCAGCUGAACAAAAGCAACAUGGCAGCCACAGCUGCCUUCAACAAGGAUGCGCUGCUCAACUGGCUCAAGUCCAAGAACCCUGGGGAGGCCUUGGAUCGAGCCAUUGAGGAGUUUACCCUCUCCUGUGCUGGCUACUGUGUGGCCACUUACGUGCUGGGCAUUGGUGAUCGGCACAGCGACAACAUCAUGAUCCGCGAGAAUGGGCAGCUGUUCCACAUUGAUUUUGGCCACUUCCUGGGGAAUUUCAAGACCAAGUUUGGAAUCAACCGUGAGCGGGUCCCCUUCAUCCUCACGUAUGACUUUGUGCACGUGAUCCAGCAGGGGAAAACGAAUAACAGUGAGAAAUUUGAAAGAUUCCGUGGCUACUGUGAGCGAGCCUAUACCAUCCUGCGGCGCCACGGGCCGCUGUUCCUUCACCUGUUUGCCCUGAUGCGGGCCGCCGGCCUGCCUGAGCUCAGCUGCUCCAAAGAUAUCCAGUAUCUCAAGGACUCUCUGGCGCUGGGAAAGACCGAGGAGGAGGCUCUGAAGCACUUCCGGGUGAAGUUUAACGAAGCCCUGCGGGAGAGCUGGAAGACCAAAGUGAACUGGCUGGCCCACAACGUGUCCAAAGAUAACCGGCAAUAGCAGCUCCUGCAGCUUCCCCCCACCCGGGGCCCGGAGGCAGCGGGCCGCCCGCCUUGGGAACCAGGCACCCUCAGCGGUCCUCCGGGGCCCAAGAGCCUGAACCGCACCCCACGGGAAAGAACCUACAAGACUGCCUUUUGUUUACACUGGUUAUUUAUUUAUGACUUGAAAUGUUUCAGGAACUCGACAGCCAUAAAUGGAAAUGCAUCCUCUGUGCAGGGGAGGGCCGUCCUCAGCCACGGCCCUGCGCUUCGCUGAGAAGACACCGAGUCGAGCCCUUCGGAGGCUGCACCUCGCUAAGGACCGUAACCACGAGUCUUCCAGCUGGUGAAUCGGGACCCAGCAAAGACUGCUCUCCCCACCGGGAAGCCUGCCUUCCUCCCAGGCUCCCACCGUGCUGCCCAGGGCUUGGCGCCCGGCCGUUACCUGGUGCCCACUUGUCCGCUCGCCCCCUCCACCUCUGUGCUCUCCACGGGCUGAGCGCGGGGCAGCUCCCAGAGGAAGUCUGGGUACCCACUAGAAUCAGGGAUGCUUGCUUUCCACUUUUAAAGUGACUCUUGGGUACGGGAAAUCCUCUCCUCUCUUUGCUGUAAAGCAGUUUUGUUUGCGGGUAAGAAAACAAAACGAAACAGCCAAACUACUUACUGAACCUCUGUGGCUCAGAACGGCCUCCACCCCCGUAAAGUAUUCUAUAUGCUGGUCCUCAGGACAUUAAACAGACCUGAGCUUGACUUAGCUCAACGUGCCAUGGAUCGAGGUCAGAGUACUUUGUGCAGUUGGCUCUGACCUGCCUCGUAAAGCAGGUUUUAAGGAAGGCAGGACCUGAUCUCCAGAACUCUCUCCUUUGGGAGCCUACUUGAGAAAGAGAAAUCAGGUUCCAGAAACCUGAGCAAGGUCUGUGGUGGAGUCUCUCUCUCUGACGGUCCUUACUUAGCCUGAAGCAGUUCAGGCUUAGCCUUAGGGGCAGUCUGGGGAGCUCCAGAAAUGCUAGGUUCCUGGGCCUCUUUAGCUGUCUGAAGCCAGCUCUGGACAGGGGACUAGGAAUCUGGGCUUCUAGAAGCCCGCAGAUGAUCCUUAUGUGUUAGAGGCCUCAUGAGGCUGGGCAGAGUCAGGAGCAGCUGCCCUGUGGACAGGGGCGGGGGCUUCGAAGAGAGGAAGAGCCCACUGCCUUCUGUGGUCAGUGAGCAGCAGGCACGCGGCGCGGUCCACACGUGGGGAGUGCCGCCCACAGACCACUGCCGACCACACUCUGGUCCCAGCUAAGCGCUGAGGUCAUCGGCCCCCUGCACCCGCUUGGAAGUAGGACGAGCCGAGUGUACGUCUCCGUGAUACUUAUUGACACGUGCCUGUGUGCUGCCCGGCCUCCUGGCUCCGAUGCGUGGCCUGGGUGCUUGGCGAGGAGAGUAUUUUCUGUUUUUGUUUUCGAAGUUUUUUUCGUGUUUCUGUAUGGGGAAGGGGAGUUCAACACAGCCGGUGGAGGGCACUCUGUGAAGCCCUCAUGUGAGAGGGAACAGCCUACUGAAAGAAAUAAAAGCCUUUUUAUGUUGUGUUCUCAGGUCAAAAACCAAACCAGCGAGCGCAGGGUUAGAACAAAACCAGGACGAGACAGGACGCGCCCACGGGAGUGAGAGCCAGCGCUUUAUUGCGGCGGGGACACUUUCUGACCUCA